Molecule: messenger RNA, 3865 nt
Organism: Populus nigra (black poplar)
Lineage: Eukaryota; Viridiplantae; Streptophyta; Magnoliopsida; Malpighiales; Salicaceae
Product: villin-3-like
Exons: 24
Coding region: 475-3414 (979 amino acids)
Biological process (GO): cytoskeleton organization; actin filament severing
Molecular function (GO): actin filament binding
Source: RefSeq, a predicted model, not a curated record
CUCUCUCUCUCUCUCUGCCCCCUUCUCUGUAUCUCCACAGCCAUCUCCCUCUCUCAUCUGCAACUAAACAAUCCAUUCAUAAUUCACGAAUUCAUCAUUUCUUUCCUUCUUUGAGUUUCUCUGUGAAGAGAUUUAGAAAUCUCUGAAAAAGAAAAAUAAAAAAAUAGUAAUAAAGUUGUAAGACAGACAGAGAGAAAGAAAUCAAAACCCCCACACAAAGCAAUAAUUCACUUCUCUUUUCCUUUUCAUUUCUCCUUUUUCACACUCUCAUCUCUCUUUAUUGCCAGCUCUUCUAUCCUCAUUUUAGCUCAGUCUCUCUCUCUCUCUGCGUCUCCACAUAACGCACAAUCAUCUUUUUUGACGCAGAAAUUUCCGGAAGGCUCUUGUGCAAUUUUCAGAUAGCAAAUAGCUGGGUUUCAAACAUCAUACACUCUGUUUUUGAAUAAAAAGCAAUCAUAAGGAGUAUUUUAGGCAAUGUCUAGCUCUGCAAAAGCUUUGGAUCCUGCAUUUCAGGGAGUGGGCCAGAGACUAGGGACUGAAAUUUGGCGAAUCGAGAAUUUUCAGCCAGUUCCACUGCCAAAAUCUGAUCAUGGAAAAUUCUACGUGGGGGAUUCUUACAUUGUUUUGCAGACAACCCCUGGCAAGGGAGGUGCUUAUCUGUACGAUAUCCACUUCUGGAUUGGAAAAGAUACUAGUCAGGAUGAAGCUGGAACAGCAGCUAUCAAAACUGUCGAACUAGAUGCAGUUCUUGGAGGACGUGCAGUGCAGCACAGGGAACUUCAAGGACAUGAAUCUGACAAAUUUUUGUCAUACUUCAAACCUUGUAUUAUACCGUUAGAGGGAGGUGUUGCAACUGGGUUUAAAAAAGUCGAGGAGGAAGCAUUUGAAAUACGAUUGUAUGUAUGUAGAGGGAAACGCGUUGUCAGAUUGAAGCAGGUUCCUUUCGCCCGGUCAUCAUUAAAUCAUGAUGAUGUUUUUAUCUUGGAUACUGAGAAAAAAAUCUAUCAAUUCAAUGGCGCAAACUCUAAUAUCCAGGAAAGAGGCAAGGCUUUGGAAGUGAUUCAGUUUUUGAAAGAAAAGUAUCAUGAAGGAACAUGCGAUGUUGCAAUUGUUGAUGAUGGGAAAUUAGACACCGAGUCAGACUCUGGUGAAUUCUGGGUCCUGUUUGGUGGUUUUGCUCCAAUUGGCAAAAAGGUUGCCAACGAAGAAGACAUUAUCCCAGAGACAACUCCAGCCAAACUUUAUAGUAUUACUGAUGGUGAGGUGAAGAUUGUAGAAGGCGAGCUGUCCAAAGGAUUGUUAGAAAACAAUAAAUGUUAUCUCCUUGACUGUGGUGCUGAGAUAUUUGUUUGGGUUGGUCGUGUAACACAAGUGGAGGAGAGAAAAGCUGCCAGUCAGGCUGCUGAGGAAUUUGUUGCAAGCCAAAACAGGCCAAAAACUACUCGAUUAACCCGGCUGAUUCAAGGUUAUGAGACACGUUCAUUCAAGACAAACUUUGAUUCUUGGCCUGCUGGAUCUGCAGCUCCUGGUGCUGAAGAGGGAAGAGGGAAAGUUGCAGCUUUGCUGAAGCAACAAGGUGUUGGUCUCAAGGGUAUGACAAAAAGUGCUCCUGUAAAUGAGGAAGUACCACCUUUGCUUGAAGGAGGUGGAAAGAUGGAGGUAUGGUGCAUUAAUGGAAGUUCCAAGACUCCAUUGCCAAAGGAGGAUGUUGGUAAAUUUUAUAGUGGAGAUUGCUACAUCAUUCUCUAUACAUAUCACUCUGGUGAUAGGAAAGAAGACUAUCUUCUCUGCUGUUGGUUUGGAAAUGAUAGCUCAGAGGAGGACCAGAAGAUGGCUGCUCGGCUGGCUAAUACGAUGUCCAACUCAUUAAAGGGCAGGCCUGUACAGGGUCGUAUUUUUCAAGGUAAGGAACCUCCACAAUUCAUUGCACUUUUUCAGCCUAUAGUGAUCCUCAAGGGUGGUCUGAGCUCUGGUUACAAGAAAAGCAUAGCAGAGAAAGGAUUGUCGGAUGAAACUUACACAGCAGAUUCUGUUGCACUCUUUCGGAUAUCGGGAACUUCAGUUCAUAAUGAUAAGGCAGUGCAAGUGGAUGCGGUGGCAACGUCAUUGAAUUCUGCUGAGUGCUUCCUUCUGCAAUCUGGCUCAUCAAUUUUCACCUGGCAUGGGAAUCAAAGCACCUUUGAGCAGCAGCAGUUAGCUGCAAAAAUUGCUGAUUUUUUGAAGCCAGGAGUUGCUUUGAAACAUGCUAAAGAAGGAACUGAAAGCUCAGCCUUUUGGUUUGCCCUUGGAGGCAAACAAAGUUACACCAGCAAAAAGUUUUCUCCAGAAACUGUCAGAGAUCCUCACUUGUUCACAUUCUCCUUUAAUAAAGGGAAAUUUCAGGUGGAGGAAGUUUACAACUUCUCUCAAGAUGAUUUGUUGACUGAGGAUAUCUUGAUACUUGAUACACACGCAGAAGUGUUUGUUUGGGUUGGCCAAUAUGUAGACCCCAAAGAAAAGCAAAAUGUUUUUGACAUCGGCCAGAAAUACAUCGAGAUGGCUGUGUCUCUGGAUGGUUUGUCUCCAAAUGUACCACUGUAUAAAGUUACUGAAGGAAAUGAACCUUCAUUCUUCACAACAUACUUUUCAUGGGAUCUCACAAAAGCCACUGUUCAAGGAAACUCAUUCCAAAAGAAGGCCGCACUACUUUUUGGGCUAGGACAUCAUGUUGUGGAGGAAAGGUCCAACGGAAAUCAAGGAGGACCAACCCAAAGGGCUUCAGCUUUAGCUGCCUUAUCUUCUGCUUUCAACCCAUCAUCUGGGAAGUCAUCGCUUCUGGAUAGGUCCAACGGGUCAAAUCAAGGAGGAACAACACAGAGAGCUUCUGCUUUAGCUGCCUUAUCCUCUGCAUUCAAUUCAUCCCCGGGAUCGAAAACUACUGCUUCGAGGCCAUCUGGAACCGGUCAGGGAUCACAGAGAAGAGCAGCUGUUGCUGCUCUUUCAUCAGUUCUUACUGCUGAAAAGAAGCAAACACCUGAAACCUCUCCUUCUCGUAGUCCUCCCUCAGAAACUAACCUUCCUGCUGAAGUGAAAAGUGAAACAUUAUUUGAAGCAGAGGGUUCUGAAGGAGUUGCGGAAGUCAAGGAAAUGGAAGAAACUGCAUCUGUAUCUGAAAGCAAUGGAGGAGAGGAUUCAGAAAGAAAGCAAGAUACAGAGCAUGGGGAGAGUGAUGAUGGGAAUGGUCAAAGUACAUUCUGUUAUGAUCAACUAAAGGCUCACUCUGACAAUCCUGUUAAAGGAAUUGAUUUUAAACGCAGAGAAGCAUAUCUAUCAGAUGAGGAGUUCCAAACUAUUUUUGGGGUGACAAAAGAAGCAUUUUAUAAAAUGCCAAAAUGGAAGCAGGACAUGCAGAAGAAGAAAUUUGAUUUAUUCUAGAGAUCAAGUCCAUUGAAGGGAAUUAUUUCUCUACCCUUUUGUGCUCUAACUCAAAUUUCCUCAAAUCAUUAUGGUCUUGACUGCUCUGUUGAAAAACCGUGCUUUCAUUGGUGAACCAUGCCUGGCUUGUUACGUCUAGCAUUUCACUAUUUACUCCUUGAUGGGAAUGUAGCUGUGAUUAGUAUCGUGAUUGGUUGUGAUUAUGCCUGAAGAGUGAGUUUUGCCCGUGUUUUUUCACUUUGAAUCUACUUUUGCCUCUUUUAUUGAUACCAGAUUGUAGUCUCUGGCAGUUGGCAGCACAAAUUCUUUUAUAUGGUCACAAUGUAUCUCAUCUGUGAUUAUUUGACUUUUUUUUUUUUAUCUUUUUAUUUGUUAAGAAAAAAAGGGUGUACAUGUAUUGAACUUGUACUCGAGUCAAUAUUCAGGAAUGAAAAUUUGUUGUUUGGAAUAA